AUGCUCACUAGCAUCACCAGAUACUUUAAAGACCCAUUUGGCCGCAAAAUGCGCUCACGAAAAUCCCUCGAAGGCACUGGCUUUGAAGCCGAGGACCGCAAAUACCCAUUCACAAUCUCGUCAUGGGACGACUACCACAGCUACCGGCCCACGCUGCCGCCCUCCAUGUUUGCAGCGUGGAUCAAGUAUCACCAAGACCACGGCGGCAAGCUCGACGUCGCACAUGACAUCGGUGCCGGCUCUGGAACCGGCGCCGCCUUUCUUUCCCAGGUCUUUGCGCACACCUACGUGUCCGAUCCGGGCGAGGCCAACAUUGCCGCCGCCCGCGCGCGCCUGCAGCCCGCCGACAAGUUCACCUUUAACCAAUCGCCCGCCGAGGUGCAGUGGCCGGGCCCGUCCUCGGUGGACAUGGCCGUCAUCUGCAACGCGCUGCACUGGACCGACGCGCCCGUCGUCAUGGCCAACCUCGCCGCGACGCUCAAGCCCGGCGGUUCCUUUGCGUGCUGCAUGCAGGCCUUCCGCAUCAACUUCCCGCAGAGCCCGCGCCUCGACGAGCUGUGGCUCGCGGCCACCGAGGCCGUCAUGAGCAAGCUGCACCGCGACGGCCACCUGAGCGACGCCAUCAAGGCGGGCAUCCGCCACUCCUACAGCGGGUACGAGGGCGUCGACGUGCCCGCGGAGCACUUUGCGGAUGUGCGCCGCUGGCAGGUCAACGUGCGCGAGGGCGACGCCACGCCGUACCGGUUCACGAAGCCGGGCGAGUUUGAGGAAAACCCGCGCCGCGUCAAGGACUCGGAGACGGAGGAGUACGUUGAGGAUCCGGGUUGGCAGCGCCAGGUCGACGUUGAGUGGCUGCGCGGCUUCCUGCGCACAACGACGCUGCCGCUCGGCGACGACAUUUGGGCGCUGCCGCCGUGGGUGGAGCUGGAGAGAGUUAUCAAGAACGAGUUUGGUGGUCAGGUCAUGGCCGAGUGGCCAGUGUACAUGCUUCUUGCAACACGCAAGUAA
This is a messenger RNA of Akanthomyces muscarius, 1008 nucleotides long. RefSeq lists its product as uncharacterized. Lineage: Eukaryota; Fungi; Ascomycota; Sordariomycetes; Hypocreales; Cordycipitaceae. The record is from RefSeq and is a predicted model, not a curated record. The transcript has 2 exons. Bases 1 to 1008 code for a protein of 335 amino acids. Gene Ontology annotation, molecular function: S-adenosylmethionine-dependent methyltransferase activity.